ACGUGACGCUCAGCAGUGCGGAAAAAGAAGAGGAAAAUGGCAGAGUCCAUAAAGUUUCUCCAUGGAGCAGUAAUGGCUUUUAUCUUCUUAUUCGCUGCCUUUUUGUCUUCUGUGAGCAGCACAGCGCAGGUUCCGCUUCUAGUCUGGUCUAACAGGAGCUUCGCUCCUCUGGCUUCUCCUCUGGCUGGACACAUCGUAUCCAUGAAGGAGCUGUCUGCUGCCCUCAGCCCCGCCUUUGGCUCCCCCUCCCAGACGGUGCUCCUGUUCCUGCAGGACAAGUUAAGCAAAGAUGACUUUACUCGGUUUGGAGGAGUGUUUGGAAACAAGCAGGAAGGCGUCUUUAGGAACCUCGAGGCGGCGCUCCAGUCAUCUUCCUCAUCGAGGAUUUUUCCUGCAGUGGAGUGGACAGGAGAAUCCGCCAUACCCGCUCUUCUGCAGGAGAAGCUAGGUGCUUCACCCCUGCUGGUUGAUGCAGACACCCUGGAAAACCUGAACCUGAACACAUCAGUCAACAACCUGCUGCUGAUCAACCUGCCGUACUGUAGCAACUCACCCGAAUCCUGCAAAAAGAUCCUCUCUAACAACGAUGAGAUUAUAGGAAAAGUUCAGAGUUUCCUGAAGGCCAAAGGUGUUUCCUACACGGCGAUCUACACAGGGCUUCAGCCGUCACAGGCGAUUUCAGAGCCCUCUUUGUUAAACCAGGGAGUGGGCCGCAGCUUGUUACAAACCCCUGGAGUUAAUGUCAGCCAAAUGCCGAUAACGUUUAACGACUCGGUAGGGUACUGCAUUAUGCUCUGGGCCCAGAAACUAGAAAUCCGCGCUCCAGACAAACCAGAGUGGAUCGAUCUCGCUACGCAAAACUAUACAACAGCAGGGUCCCGUUGUAACACAACCGAUUCAUUGCUUGUGCUUAACUAUGCUGACUACAUUUUGAGUUUUACACUGAGUCAGAGGUUCUAUCCGGUGUCCGCCCGAAACUGGACCACCUUAGACUCAGUGCAGCUGGAGGUGCGCUCACCCAGGCAAACGUUUUCUUACGUUGGGAGACGUGGGAUCUACUCCCCCGUCGAGUACUCCUUUCACUGCCAGUCCGUCACCAGCUUUGUGGAUGCCUUGCUGAUUCCCGACAACCAAAGCACGACUCAGUGGUUGCUGAACUUCAACGACUUCCAGAUUCAGGGCUUUGGUUUGUCCAACCAGUCGCGAUUCGCCUACGCCAGUGACUGUGCGAGUUUCUUCACCCCUGGGAUUUGGAUGGGCCUCAUCACCUCACUGCUCAUGCUCUUCAUUUUUGCGUAUGGCCUUCAUAUGAUCAUGCAACUAAACACCAUGGAUCGGUUUGACGACCCCAAAGGUCCAUCGAUCUCAGUCCCUCAGACAGAUUAGAGCCGUCUUUCUGAGAUGCACUCCGCUGUCCAUCAGUGCCAUAUUGAUUUUACACCUGGACCUUUGUAGAUGCUUUUCUUCACCUCCUCCUCGAUAGAAGUUUUUAAGAGGCUGUUUUUUGUUGGGUUUUUUUUAAGCCACAUUCCUUUUUAUCAUUUUAUUCAUGACUUGAUAUCCCAAAGUUAUUAGAUUUAAUUUAAUGUAAAUGUGCCUAAAGAUUGUGCCUGGAACAUCAAGAAGCAGUUUGCACUCUUUUCAGAGAACGCCUUUAUUGUCAAAAUGCACGUGAUCACUGGACGCUGUUCUACCUUUACAGACCUCAGAUAUUACUUUUUUAAUAUUUUCUCCCAAUAGAAAUAGAAUAUACCUGAAUGCUAAAAAGUGCCUAAAAAGAGAAUGUUUUUUUUCACUUGUCAGUGUUCGGCCACACUAAUUUAUCACUGUUAUGAGACGUUCUCUUAAACUGUGUUUUAUUUGUAUAAAAUGAUUUGUCUUUUAACAUUUAGGCUGUGGAGGAAAAGUAAACAAUUAAUUUACUACCUGAGUUGUUUUCAAAACUGUGCAAAUGCCACUUCUUUCACUGUAAAAUUUAAAUUAUGAAUAAAUAUAAUGGAUUUCA
Cyprinodon tularosa is the source of this 2005-nucleotide messenger RNA. Its product is annotated as V-type proton ATPase subunit S1-like. The transcript has 10 exons. NCBI's taxonomy places the organism in Eukaryota, Metazoa, Chordata, Actinopteri, Cyprinodontiformes, Cyprinodontidae. Gene Ontology annotation, cellular component: proton-transporting V-type ATPase complex. Bases 37 to 1386 code for a protein of 449 amino acids. The record is from RefSeq and is a predicted model, not a curated record.